AUGGACCCCGUCUCGGCUGCCGGGUUGGCCCUUGGGGUCGCAUCAAUAGGGCUGCAGGUCUACACGUCGUGUAUACAAGGAGUGCAGUUGCUCGUGACGGCCAUCAACUUCCCCGAAGACUGCCGCUAUCUCAACCUGCGCUUGCGCAUGGAGCAGCAGAGGCUCUUCGCCUGGAGCGAGACGUCUGGUCUGUUGGACCUCGACGCCAAAAAGGAGCAAAAGGUGCUCGAGUCCAACACAUUCAUCCUGCACCGCCAGACUGUUCUGGACUUGCUGGUCCAGGUCCAAUGUCUGUUUAAGGAGUUCCAGGACCACCAGAAGCGGAACAAGCGCCUCCAGACAACUCCCGACACAGACCAGGUUCUGGAGAAGCCCGAGAAGGAUGCCGCAGAUGCGAACUUCCCCCUGCCCGAGCGGCGGAGGGCUUUCAUCAAGAAGGCCAUGCAGGGCCUCAAAGAGACGUCCCAAGAGUCUAUCAAGAGGCUGAGGUGGGUGUCGUUUGACAAGGUUGCCUUUGAACUGCUGCUCUCGAGGUUUUCGGCUCUGAACGACAACAUGACCGACAUCCUAGACGCCCGCAUGCAGGUCGAGAUCCACCACACGGUCCAGGACACAAACAGGGGCGUUCUGCAACUGCAUCGCAAAAUCACAGAUCUCUCCAGGCUCGUCAUGGCCUUGAACGUGAAGCUCGAGGCAAGCUCGCCUCCCAUGGUAUCACCGAUGUCGGUGACUCAGAAACGCGCCAAUGCCGACGGGCUUCAGCUAUUAUCCCAACUCGCCAAGUUCAAGGCCUUCAACCAGUCGAUCGAGUCCGACAAGAAGAGGCCGUGGGACGAAGCAACCGCCAUGUGUCUCGACUUGGGGGGCCCGAACGAGCAAAAGAGUCUCCUGCUCGACCGCUCCAUGGUUGAGAUUGAUCCUGCGGCGGAAGAGGCAGAUUUGCCGAGGUGUGAGGCCAUUCUCACCCUCCCUGGCCAUGCCCGAAAGAAGGUCUGGAUCGAGUGGAAGGAAUACGAACGCCAGAGGCCGCAAGAUUUAUCGCCGCCCAAGGACGUGAUUUUCGAGAGAGUGCGGAAGCUAGCGGCACUCCUGAACCACACACCCAAGCCAGAAGCGUUUAGGACGCCUCACUGCAUCGGCUUCUUUGACCGGGCAAGCACAGGUGGGAUAGUUGACCAGGACGAGGACAGCUUAAACAACCGCCUCGGCCUGGUCUUUGAGAGACCGCAAGACGACAGUCUACACACAUCUAUGCCUCCCAUCUCGCUCCGGGAACUGCUGCAAACCACCCGUAAGCCACGCGUCACCGAACGGAUAAAGCUCGCACAUGCCAUCAGCAACUGCCUCCUGUACCUACAUGCUGUCAAUUGGCUCCACAAAGGCCUGCGCAGUCAUAAUAUAGUCUUCUUCCGAACCGCCAAAGGCCAUGUUGACUACGCAAAACCUUACCUCUCGGGAUUUGACUUCUCGCGGCCUGCUCCCGCAGACGAGAUGACAGAGGUGCCUGUUGACAGCCCCGAGUACAACCUCUAUAGGCACCCAUUCGCUCAAUCGACUAACCCUGUCGAUCGCGAACGUUUCAAGAGGAGUUUUGAUAUAUACAGUCUCGGGGUUCUCUUCGUGGAGAUGGCACACUGGAAGACCGUCGACGUUAUCCUCGGGCCAGGCCUCAAUCCAUUGCGUGUGCGCGAGAAGCUUCUCGCCGAGAACCAAAUCGAAGAGCUCGGCGCGUGCAUGGGCGGCGUGUACGAGGAUGCUGCGCGGAAGUGCAUUGUCGGGGUGACAGAAUUCGGACUGUCCGAAUCUGAUGACGAGACUAACGAUGCUGUGGCUGCCCGGCUUUCAUAUGCACUUCACGAAGAUGUUGUCAAGCCGCUUGGGAAUGUCCGGGUGUGA
Messenger RNA from Lasiosphaeria miniovina, 1896 nucleotides. Its product is annotated as prion-inhibition and propagation-domain-containing protein. The transcript has a single exon. Lineage: Eukaryota; Fungi; Ascomycota; Sordariomycetes; Sordariales; Lasiosphaeriaceae. The record is from RefSeq and is a predicted model, not a curated record. Bases 1 to 1896 code for a protein of 631 amino acids.